AUGGCUGCGUUGCCUGAUCUGUACGAUGUAUAUGAUAAACUGCGUCUGUCAAGGACAGACAAGCCAGACGCUGAGAAGACUCCCGAAGCCUUCAAUGGCCGGUUCUUCGAUGUCACGGAGGCGUGGCUGUCCGAAGAUGAGCCUGGCGAGGCCUAUCCAACGGGAGCGACUACGUCCUCCAGUUCAAUAUCAGACCGGCGAUUUGGCGACUUCUCCUUGAUCCUUCGCAGGAUCAUCGUUCCUCAGCGGAAGCCUCAGCUGCAGCUCGAAAUUCAACCCAUCUCCCUCCGCUCCGAGUUCCGACGAGCUGCUUCUCACUUGAGUAAUGCCAUAAACCUGAAUGGUAACCCGAUUGUCAUUCCCGCUCCAUAUUCAGCGCUAUAUCACGCUCGGGAUGAGCUGCAGACGGUCAUCCAGCGAGCUGGUUCCGACCCUUUACGGCAGGAACUUCUUCUUCUCCAAUGGUUCCAAGACGAGCAUAUGGCACGAGCAACGAAAGAGAUUCAAAGUUCUUUGGACGUCGGAAAGAUAAGCUUUGACUGUCUCUGGGCACUGUUCAAGCCCGGGGAACUGCUUUUAUUGACAAUUGAGGCCCCCAUGGCUGAUAGGCGGUCCAUUUUCUCCUGCGGUGUUUGCCUGCAAUACACCACAUAUGAGCGUGAAGGACUAUGGGGAGUCCAAAUUCGCCAUAUGGCUGUCGGUGAUGGUGUUGUCGGGACUACGGACGUUCAAUACACGUUCCCCAUUUUCGUGGGUUACAAACCCAUCGACUCCUUGCCUCUAUAUCCACUCCGAUAUUGCAAGGAUGAGGCGCACAUCCGCAAAGAACUAGCAGAGCGUGGAAGGAAAUAUCUACGACUUUGCUUCUCGGACCAUGCUAGUCCUACCAGGACAUCGCCUGUCAUCCAACAGUAUGCCGGACCUGUCUGGACGCAGGCCAAACAACGAUCCACAAAAGGAUGUUCCCUCUACGACCCUCCCACAACCACGAUCCAUGGCCGUGUAAUCAUUGACCUCGCUGGGUUCGUCAAUGAAAAUUCCGUGUUCCAGACCAAAAUCAUCUCGUCCAACCUACGGGGAUCUGGUAAAAUAAACACCUACGACUCCAGCGACUACGAUACCGAGCACUCAGCUAGCCACGUUGUUAGUCAACAGCCCCGUGGCACAACCGCUGGAGAGCAGGUCAACAAUAUAGAUCACCUUGACUCCGAGGCAUUAAUGGCAUUUCCAGCAAGAAUCCCAGGCUACUCUCUAGUGACCAAAACGGUGGGCUUCCUAGCUGUUGAUGGGAUUGGCCCGGUAGCCUGGGAAACUGAAACCGUAAAUGACCUGAUGCAGAGAAACCGGCGUAUGAAGCAGGUGCACGAUAUUGUCGCUGGGUUUACCUACCGAGCAUAUAGCUUUGGCUAUUCUAUCGCCGAAAAAGGGCGAGGCCUGGUUUUCCUGUUCUACGGACCUUCUGGAGGGGGCAAAACUUUGACUUCGGAGUGCGUGGCGGAGUCCCUGGCUCGGCCUCUGUAUCGCGUUAAUGGAUCCGACCUUGGAUCCAACACCGAUGAGAUAGAGACCAACCUGCAGCUCGUGUUUGAUAGAGUCGCUAGAUGGGAGGCCAUCCUUUUGCUGGAUGAGGCAGAUGCCUACAUGGCCGAAAGAAAAGACGACAGUCUGGAAAGGAAUACACUGGUGUCAAUCCUUCUACGGCUGCUCGAACACCAGUCAGCAAUAGUCGUGUUGACUACCAAUCGUUAUCGCAGCUUCGAUCCAGCAUUUCACUCUCGUGUUCACGUCAGAAUCCAAUUCCCAGGCUUGACAGCUGACGAGAGAAAGGCCGUCUGGCGGACUUCAUUGACUAAAGCGGCAGCCAGCACGCAACACGCAGUUGAGAUAUCCGACAAAGAUUAUGAGCGCCUUGGAGCCUUGGAACUUGAUGGUCGUAGCAUUCAUAACGCCGUACGUGUUGCAGAACUGUCAACUAGACAUAAAGAUGGCGGAAUAACGCUUGGGGAUAUCAAGUCAGUCUUGGAGAUCUCUUUGGAUACAGUCACUGAGACGUUGAGGGGCCAGCUUGAAGAGCUGUGUACCGUAUAA
Messenger RNA from Aspergillus calidoustus, 2088 nucleotides. The record is from the annotation of a GenBank genome assembly. Lineage: Eukaryota; Fungi; Ascomycota; Eurotiomycetes; Eurotiales; Aspergillaceae.